Motacilla alba alba is the source of this 1880-nucleotide messenger RNA. RefSeq names its product solute carrier family 30 member 7 (gene SLC30A7). Gene Ontology annotation, biological process: transmembrane transport; intracellular zinc ion homeostasis; zinc ion transport. The coding region runs from base 57 to 1193 and encodes 378 amino acids. Gene Ontology annotation, molecular function: zinc ion transmembrane transporter activity. The record is from RefSeq and is a predicted model, not a curated record. The transcript is spliced from 11 exons. Lineage: Eukaryota; Metazoa; Chordata; Aves; Passeriformes; Motacillidae. Gene Ontology annotation, cellular component: Golgi apparatus; membrane.
CCGCCCCGCCCGCCCGUCCUGCCGGCCCGGCGCGCCGCGGCCCCGCCGCCGGAAAGAUGCUGCCCCUCUCCAUCAAAGACGAUGAGUACAAGCCGCCCAGGCUUAACCUGCUCAGGAAGGUGUCGGGCUGGUUCAGGUCUAUCCUGGCGGACAAGACUUCCCGCAACCUCUUCUCCUUCCUCUGUCUCAACCUCUCCUUCGCUUUCGUGGAGCUGCUCUACGGCAUCUGGAGUAACAGUUUAGGUCUGAUAUCAGAUUCUUUUCAUAUGUUUUUUGACUGUACUGCUCUAUUGGCUGGAUUAGCAGCUUCAGUUAUUUCAAAAUGGAGGUCAAACGAUGCUUUCUCAUAUGGUUAUGUUCGAGCGGAAGUACUUGCUGGGUUUGUAAAUGGCUUAUUCCUCAUCUUUACAGCGUUCUUCAUUUUUUCUGAAGGUGUUGAGAGAGCCCUUGAGCCUCCUGAUGUGCAUCAUGAGAGACUUCUUCCUGUUUCUAUACUAGGAUUCAUUGUAAAUCUGAUAGGAAUAUUUGUUUUUCAGCACGGAGGUCAUGGGCAUUCCCACAGCUCUGGGCAUGAGCACAGCCAUUCUCUGUUUAACGGUGGUCUCAGCCAUGGGCACAGUCACAGAGAUCAUGGACACAGCCAUGAACAUAAACAUUCCCAUGGACACACUCAUGGUCAUGGCCAUGGACACUCUCAUGGUCAGGAUUAUUGUCAUGAUGACCAUUCCCUUGAAGUAAUGGCUGGAUCCAGCAAACAGAUUUUACAAGGUGUAUUUCUGCACAUUGUAGCAGACACGCUGGGAAGUAUUGGUGUAAUCAUAUCUGCUAUACUGAUGCAGAACUAUGGUCUAAUGAUAGCAGAUCCUAUUUGCUCAAUGCUGAUAGCACUACUUAUAGGUGUAAGUAUUGUUCCACUUUUAAAAGAGUCCAUUGGGAUUUUGAUGCAGCGAACUCCUCCUUCCCUGGAAAAUGCCCUGCCUCAGUGCUACCAGAGGGUGCAGCAGUUGCAAGGAGUCUACAGUUUACAUGACCCACAUUUCUGGACCCUCUGUACUGAUGUUUACAUAGGGACUUUGAAGUUACUAGUAGCUCCUGAUGCUGAUGGGAGGUGGAUUCUAAGCCAGACUCACAAUAUUUUUACUCAGGCAGGAGUAAGGCAGCUUUACAUACAGAUUGAUGUUGCAGCCAUGUAGUCAGUUUCUGGAAUGGUGCUGUUGGACCAAAGUUUUCAGUACUGUACUGGUGUAGCAACACUUCUUGAGACAGAGCCUGCCUCCACCACGUCUGGAAUUGACUGAAUAGAUUUCUGCCCUUGGGCUACGGAGGAAGUUCACUUCUAAGGAGUAAAUAUUGAAUGAAUGUUAUGGACUUUGGGUCUUGUUUUUUCUGGGGCCCCUAAACUUGUAAGUUUUUGAGGGUUUUUUUACUUAAUAAGGUUGUGGUACUGGAAACCCUGUCAUGUCUUCAGUAAAGCUGCUGAAACCACUGCUCAUUCCCAUAAAACCAGUGUUAUCGGCAAUUGGAAACUUGUUUUGUAGACAAUGUCACAAUGGCUGACAUGCUUCAAUAUAAUUGUAUGUUUGUACAAUUGUUUGUACUUUGCAAACUUAAUGAACCAAACCAUAUUGGGUUUUCAAAGUGCCUUUUAUAUCAGGAGAGCUAUUUGCCAGCAUUAAUAUGGAGCAUCAAAGGGUUUUACUACUUUUACAAAUAAUCGUGUAUGCAGUCUGAUUAUUUACUAGUGAUGUAUGCGGGGGGGUUGUGUACUUACAUAACUGUAGAUUGUUAGACUUCCAGUAUAUUUGCAUCUUACCAGACAGAAAAAUUCUAAAUGUAAAAGACAAAGCUGUUGUCAAGAGACAUGCUUCUGAGACAAGCUG